Molecule: messenger RNA, 4644 nt
Organism: Hippocampus zosterae (dwarf seahorse)
Lineage: Eukaryota; Metazoa; Chordata; Actinopteri; Syngnathiformes; Syngnathidae
Product: rabphilin-3A-like
Exons: 18
Coding region: 325-2118 (597 amino acids)
Biological process (GO): intracellular protein transport
Cellular component (GO): membrane
Molecular function (GO): small GTPase binding
Source: RefSeq, a predicted model, not a curated record
GGGUUUCCUUCCCCGUGAAUCAAGGGCUUUCAUUCCCCACGCAGAAUAGAAAGCGAGUUCCCACGCACACCGUAGAUAUCUGUGCCUCGAGCCACGGACUACUCCUCCGGGCUGAAUAUUAAAAUCCAGGCUCCGGUGUGACAAGAAGCAUGCGUAUUGACUGACUCCUUUGCCAUAAUAGUCAUCCCUAUAUCAAUUCUCCGACAACUGACUGAGAAGGAGAGGAUGCUCUGGAUUCUCAGAAUGUGUUAGUGCUGCUAUGACUGACGGUGGGUGAUAAGCAGCAGCUCAGAUCGCUGGGUGCCCAACGACAGACAGAGAGCCAUGCACGCGAGUGAUAAAGAGCAGGGCAAUUGGACCAUGCAGCCAGGCCGUGGUCCUGGUUCUGCUCCAGAUUUGACAGAUGAAGAAAAAGAAAUUAUAAAUGGUGUUAUAGCACGAGCGGAGAAAAUGGAGGCCAUGGAGCAAGAGAGGAUUGGGCGCUUAAUAAACCGCCUGGAUGACAUGAAGAAGACUGUGUGUGGGGAUGGACUGUCUCGCUGUGUGCUGUGUGGGGAGCAGCUAGGCACACCUGGGGUCAGCUCCGUGGUGUGUGAGGACUGCAAAAAGAACAUGUGUACAAAGUGUGGGACCCAGUGCAGCAGUAGGCCCCGUGCUGUGUGGCUGUGCAAAAUCUGCAGAGAACAGCGAGAGGUUUGGAAGAGGUCUGGUGCCUGGUUCUUUAAAGGAUUUCCCAAACAAUUCCUUCCUGCACCCAUGCCAUUAUCUAAGCCGAAAGAUCAACGUGCCCAGGAAGCAGCCUCCAAACCGAGGGAGGAGGCAAGUCAACAUCAGCAACCUGAGCUCAAGGGCCGUGCUGGUUAUCCACCUGUGGCCCCAAAGCCAUCAGUUGUACGCAUGGCCACAGGCAGUGCCGGCCCUGAAGAGGCAGAGCAGGGAAGCCCCGUGGUGAUGAAGAGGAUGGUGCCCGUUCAGAGCUCCAGACCGCUGCCGGUUGUGACGCCGUCUAUGGCUCCACAGGGUCAGGUGGGGCGUGAAGGAGGUGCUUACUAUUGUGGUGCUGUCUCUUCAGAGCAGAGAGCACCUUCUGCUGUACGAGAGGACAGAAGGCAGCCCGCCGCUUACAGUGCUCCUCCUGCCCGACAUCAACCCCCCCCUGCCGCAGAGGAAGAAGAGGUCAAUGACUAUGAUUCUGAUGAAGCCACCACCCUGGGCUCUCUGGAGUUCAGUCUGAUGUAUGACCAGGAAAGCAACAGCCUUCAUUGUAGCAUCCUUAAGGCAAAGGGCUUGAAACCUAUGGAUUCAAAUGGACUGGCAGAUCCUUAUGUCAAGCUUCAUCUACUGCCAGGAGCUAGCAAGUCAACAAAGCUGCGCACAAAGACCUUGAGGAACACUCGCAACCCUGCGUGGAAUGAGACACUCACCUAUCAUGGCCUGACGGACGAUGACAUGCAGCGCAAGACCCUCAGGCUGUCUGUCUGUGAUGAGGACAAGUUUGGGCACAACGAGUUCAUUGGAGAGACCCGGGUGGCACUGAAGAAACUGAAGAUGAACCAGAAGAGAAAUUUCAACGUGUGUCUGGAGAGAGUUGUUCCAACAAAGAGAACAGCGACAGCAGGUGGAGCUCGAGGCAUUGCUCUCUAUGAAGAUGAGUCUGCAAAAGAUGGUGGAGAGGUAGAGGAACGUGGUCGCAUUCUUAUCUCCCUCAUGUACAACACCCAGCUGAACCGUCUCCUCGUGGGUGUGGUGCGCUGUGUUCAUUUGGCUGCCAUGGAUGCGAACGGAUAUUCUGACCCCUAUGUCAAAAUAGUUCUGAAACCCGACAUGGGGAAGAAGGGCAAGUGUAAAACUCAGAUCAAGAAAAGGACUUUAAACCCAGAGUUCAAUGAGGAAUUCAGCUUUGAUAUUAAACACAGCGAACUGGCUAAGAAGACUUUAGAUGUCUCUGUGUGGGAUUAUGAUAUUGGGAAGUCCAAUGACUACAUUGGUGGCUGUCAGUUGGGCAUCACUGCCAAAGGAGAAAGGCUAAAACACUGGUAUGAGUGUUUGAAGAACAAAGACAAGAGGAUUGAGCGUUGGCACACAUUGAUGAAUGAGAAUCACACCGCAAGUGAUUAACUACCUGUUACAAAAACAGCAUGAGCUAGAACAACCCCCGUCCUCUUGGUCCGCAUUUACCUCUCUGUGCACCUUUUUAUAUAGCCUUGUUUUGUUAUGUAUUUCACCACCUGAUUUUGGCACUACUCUUGUGCCUCCUCUGUCGUUUUCUGUUCUCCCUGUGCUGGCUUGAUCCACCAUCUGAGAGAUGCACUACAUCAAAAAAAGUUACCUGACACACUUAUUAUUCCACGAAUCAAUCAAGAGUUGGGCUAGAUUCCUUAUAUCACCCUGAAUCCGAUUUUCAUCCUACAAUAACCUUUAGACAAUUCUAUACUUACAACUUUGAGGUUACAGUUGAGGAAAGGCCAUUUUCUGCCCCAGCAUAGCUGUGCGUGCCCCAGCGCAUAAUUGUACAACGGAAGGUCAAUAAAAACAUGGUUGGAUGAGUUUUGUGUGGAAUAACUUGCACAGAACACCGACUUCAAUCCCAUUAAACACUUUUGGGAACAGAGAUAACGAGCCAUCAGGCCCUCUCUCAGGUCCAAAUUAAGUGAUGUCUGACCUCACAAAUGUUCUUUUGGAGGAAUGGACAAAAAAAAUAAAAAUCUCCCAGACAAUUCCAAUCCGACCAGAAGAGUGGAAGAAGCUGUUGUCACUUCAAAGUUGUGCCCAGUUAUAAUUGCUUUCAUUUUUACUUAAGUGUAUUGAUCGUGCAGCCAAAUAAUUUUCUGUAUUGUGUGCCAUAGUUGACCUAAAGGCUAUUUAUUUAUGAAAAACAAACACCAGGGUAAAAAGAAACAAGGAAAGUCUUGGUCUACAAGUAUGGCCUUUGUUCCUCCAAAAUGCAUUUGCUGGAGUCAAGCGCAUGCAAACCCCAAACUAAUGUACAGUAUACAGUAUGUCCUAAAGCCUACCCCAAAGCAUGGAAAAUUGAUGAAAACAGGAAUCAUACAGGUGGUCUGAAAGUGGAGUCGAAUUUUCAGUUUUGUUAUUGGAAAAGUCCGUUUUCUGUGACAUACUGUACAACACCAAUGAAAGUAUAAAUUAAUUGUUUCUGGAAACACUUGUUUGCGUGGACUUAGCGAGCAAUUUCAUUUAUGUAUCCGAGACAUGUAGACAAAGAGUUGCACAAUUGUACAGCGAGCGGUAUGCCGAGUCUGAGACAUUGGUUGCUUUGUCGGCAUUUAAGGAAAAAAAAAAAAGCAAUAUGUUGUAGCACACGGAGGUCACAAUCAUUACUGAGGAUCCUAAACGCAAAUAGCUUGCGCUGGAACAUUCACCAAAAUGUCAAGCUUAUCUGGCGUGAUAAUGUCACACCUGAUGAUAACACUUGAAUUAUACAAGCAUGCCAAACCACUGAUGUGUAAGAAAACACGAAAGAUAAUGUAUACAACCAUGAAGAAAUGUUUACAUACCGAUACAUUGCUCAGGUUAGAUAGAAAUAUGACAUAAGUGACUCAUGAGUAUUUGGAUCCACCAAUUGAUGUUAAUUUGUGAUUUGAUUAGAGCACACAAGGUAAAUAAUAGGUGUAUUUGUGUGUGGUUACUUAAUAUGUCAAAUCUCAGUUUGUAGUACCGUAAUUAACACGCAGACAGAUUUUCUAUGUCAAGUUUUACACUGAAUACAAACGGCAAGCGUUCACUCCUUAACAAAUUAGUCAGGAAAAAAAAGUGGAACUGUUUUUGUCAUAAGUGUGUGCAGCCUUACCUGCAUGCACUGUGCUUGUGACUCUCAUGUGCCUGCGGCAGUCGUGGCCCACUCUUACCCCAACACACCAUUUGCACAAUGCAGGGUUAUUCUGCCACUCCCUCCCAAUUCAUGGCUUUGUGGCGUGUAUUCAAUAAUCACAGCAAACCAAGCAAAGCACACCUUACAAAGUGGAAUGACACCAACUUAUAGAGCUGUUUGCAAGUUAUUCCAAGUACAAAAACAAGAAAUUCUAUGCAUGAAGUUUAUUGUGGUACAAGUCUAUACAGUAUACAAAUCGAUAUAGAGAUUAUGUAUACAGUAUCUGUAUGUAGUUUAUAUAUAUAAACAUACAUGCCUAUACAUAUAUUGUGAGAAUAAUCAUGUAGUAAUUAAUGUUUACAUCUCUUAGACUUCAUAUACAAGAGGCCAUGUUCUGCAUGACAUGACUAUUUGAAUAAACUGCUAAGCUGAUUUGAUAAGCAUAUAAUCACAUGGCUCAUAAAAGGUAGCAGUUGCAGAUUGAAGAGAGUCAUGUCUUUCAUCACGGUCUUGUUGUCUGCACAACAUCUCUGCCCCUUGUGGCAGUGUGUAAAGCACCUGCCAGUAGCAUCAUGUACAUAAUUCUAUUUUGUGCUGCUUUGGCCGCCGUGGUCAUUACAUGAGAUCAACACAAAUCAUGUUUGAUUGAUUGUUUGCUUUAAAACUGGAAUCUCUCAGAGCAUUCUGCCAACCUUGAUCACUGUUGUACUGUAAAUAGAGUAGCGCAUGCACUGGAAACUUGUAUGUUUGCACACAAUGUUGCAUGCAAAAAUUUUGCAGAAGUAACACAGGUCAAUAAAGUCAAACAAAACCAA